UAGUGUAAACAGCCGCAGCACAGCCAAACAAAAGGACUAAAGGAUUGAGUUUUUUUCGCCGACUACAUGGAAAAAAGUAAGCAGAAUGCGAAACUACCGUACCGGGAAAAACUUAACAACGAGGCCAGGGACCGUUACUUGGCCAAACUGUCGGAUAUUAACGGCAUAGAUCCCUAUGAUCUCCGGAGCAAAGACUGGAGCUCCGACGUCUCUUCACUGCCUCCGACCUCAUCAGUGGACAUAACCACUUACCUAGUGUUUGGCGUCAGUGCCUACACGUGCGAGGAAUUCAAGGCAUAUAAAUCACUGGAAGCACACGGACAGUUCACAAAUGGCUGGGUUCAGGAUCUGUUUUCCUACCGACCACAGAUGUGCAACAACACAGUUGUUACUGCAAAGGUCAUGCACUCCCAAAGACUAAACGACACACCACUGAAACCCUGGGCCAUCAUUGACCGAUCAGGAGCCAUAUCAUCUGCUCACUGUACAUGUAUGGCUGGGAUAGCAGAGACCUGUACGCAUGUAGCUGCCAUGCUGUUCAAGUUGGAGGCCACUAUCAGAUGCAGGGAGAAAACAACUGUUACAGGAGAGCCUGCAUACUGGAUGAUACCGAACAACAUAAACAAAGUGGGAGCGGAGGUGGGACACAAGAUCAAUUUUACAUCAUCAAAAGCUAAACGGAAAAGCCUAGACCAACUCUUGGAUGGUCAGGCCGAACACAUGCCAGCGCUCAGAACUGUCACAAGCACCUGCACAGGCAACACCAGCACACAGGACCAGUGGAGCGCAUAUCUUUGUGAACUGCAGAAAGCCUCACCUAAAGCUGCUGUUUUGUCUUGUGUACCAGGAUUUUGUGAUUCAUUUGCAGACACAUUACAGCCAUGUCCUGCACCAGAUUCAUUGUCCCGACUGCGUGAUAAAAAAUGGAUUGCAGUGAUUUUGUUGUUUGUGUUCACCAGACAAAUGUAG
This is a messenger RNA of Cyprinodon tularosa, 969 nucleotides long. RefSeq lists its product as uncharacterized. NCBI's taxonomy places the organism in Eukaryota, Metazoa, Chordata, Actinopteri, Cyprinodontiformes, Cyprinodontidae. The record is from RefSeq and is a predicted model, not a curated record. The transcript has 3 exons. Bases 67 to 969 code for a protein of 300 amino acids. Gene Ontology annotation, molecular function: zinc ion binding.